CUUUAUUCCAACGCUCAUCCGCGCCCCGCAUUACGCACGGUGUACACGACUUUUCUCGCACUACUCUCUUCAGCGACGAUGGCUUCGUCCGUGAUCCUUCGUUCAACGUUGCCCAGAACCUUUACUUCUGCCACUGGACGCAAUUCCCUGCGAUUAGCAUUGCAAGUGAGAGCGGCAAGCUCGACUACGCAGUAUGUACCAGGCGGACCUAUCUUGAAGGGCACGGUCAACGACCCUACGGAGUUCCCCCCUCCAUCAAGAACGCAUGGCUCGUAUCACUGGGCAUUCGAGCGCCUUCUUGCUGCCUCCCUUGUUCCCAUGACCGCAGCCGCCUUUGUGACCUCUGGGUCAUCCUACCCCGUCUUCGACGGAUUGCUCGGUCUUAGCUUGGUGAUGCACUCUCAUAUUGGGUUUGACUCGAUGGUUGUGGACUAUGUGCACAAACGCAAAUUCCCUGUCCUUGGCCCUAUCCUGACCUGGACACUGAGAUCGGCCACGGUCGGUGUGCUCGUUGGCGUCUAUCAGUUCAACACGAAUGACAUUGGCUUGACGGAGUUGAUUGCGAAGGUUUGGACAGCAUAAGAUCAUGUGGACUUCGCGCUACGACAUACUACCAGAGUGUUUGGAAGACGAUAAAGAACACAAAAAGACUGAUAAUAGUAAAUACUGCCAAUAUUUAACUGGUGACCAGUCUACGCCGUUAAAGCUACGCAGAUGACACAAAUUCAAAUCGUCAAGCUCGUCGCGGUUGAAUCAUAACCAAAAGUGAUUAUCAGAAGUUCCAUGAAACAAGAGAGAGAUGCCCAGCAUUAAUCCUCCUCCGCAAUGCCCAUCCCCGCAGCGUCCCCAUAAUUACCAUUAACGCUCGGUCGUGUCUAGAAGCUCUCCUUGCGAAUUCAACCUGGCACCUUUUUGUUGCCCACUUCCUGGAAUAGCUGGACGCCAUUGAGCAAGAAUUUUAUGAACUCGACCUCAAAAGAUGCUCGCUCAUGCGUUCAGGAAUCCCGGUUGGCUCGAAUUGCAAGGCAGUUGAAUUUCUGCAAUCCACCGGCACGCGAGCCAAUGUCGC
This is a messenger RNA of Suillus discolor, 1069 nucleotides long. Its product is annotated as SDHD, membrane anchor subunit of succinate dehydrogenase. Lineage: Eukaryota; Fungi; Basidiomycota; Agaricomycetes; Boletales; Suillaceae. Gene Ontology annotation, biological process: mitochondrial electron transport, succinate to ubiquinone; tricarboxylic acid cycle. The transcript is spliced from 5 exons. Gene Ontology annotation, cellular component: membrane; mitochondrial envelope. Gene Ontology annotation, molecular function: heme binding; ubiquinone binding. The coding region runs from base 79 to 582 and encodes 167 amino acids. The record is from RefSeq and is a predicted model, not a curated record.